This is a messenger RNA of Lichtheimia ornata, 1317 nucleotides long. RefSeq lists its product as uncharacterized. Gene Ontology annotation, biological process: cytoskeleton-dependent cytokinesis. The record is from RefSeq and is a predicted model, not a curated record. NCBI's taxonomy places the organism in Eukaryota, Fungi, Mucoromycota, Mucoromycetes, Mucorales, Lichtheimiaceae. Bases 1 to 1317 code for a protein of 438 amino acids. Gene Ontology annotation, cellular component: septin ring; microtubule cytoskeleton; cytosol. Gene Ontology annotation, molecular function: molecular adaptor activity; GTP binding; GTPase activity. The transcript is spliced from 9 exons.
AUGUCGGACACUGAAGAACAACAGCAAGCACAACAACAACAACAGCCUGAGCAACAACAGCCUGAACAACAACCCCAAGUCAAUGGAGCAUCAUCUGCGAUCAACGUGGUUCGCAAGAAGCUCACAGGCUAUGUUGGUUUCGCCAACCUUCCCAACCAAGUGCACCGCAAGUCUGUCAAGAAGGGUUUCCAAUUCACUUGUAUGGUUGUUGGUGAAUCUGGUCUUGGUAAAUCGACAUUGGUCAACACCCUCUUCAACAGCCAACUUUAUCCUCCAAAGAAGAAUGUUGAGCCAUCGCACGAGACUCCUCAGACCGUUGAGAUCCAAUCGAUUACUUCUGAUAUCGAGGAAAAUGGCGUGAGAUUGCAGCUUACUGUUGUCGAUACUCCUGGCUUUGGUGAUUUUGUCAACAAUGAGCAAAGCUGGAAGCCUAUUUUGGAUGAUAUCGAAUCUCGUUUUGAUGCUUAUCUCGAACAAGAAAAUCGUGUGAACCGUCGUCGCAUGGUGGACAAUCGUAUUCAUGCAUGCAUCUAUUUUAUUGCUCCUACUGGUCAUGCUUUAAAGCCGCUUGAUAUCGAAUUCAUGCGUCGCCUUCAUACCCGUGUCAACUUGAUCCCCGUCAUUGCCAAGGCUGAUACCCUGACAGAGGAAGAGGUGGCUUCGUUUAAGCAACGUAUCCUUGCCGACAUCAACUAUCACAACAUCCAGAUCUACCAAGCACCUACAUCUGAAUAUGAUGAUGAAGAGACCGUUGCUGAAAACCGUGAAAUCAUGUCCAAGAUUCCUUUUGCUGUUGUUGGUUCUGACAAGGAAGUCGAGGUUGAUGGCAAGCAAGUUCGUGGUCGCAAGUAUCCUUGGGGUGUCAUUGAAGUGGACAAUGAAGAGCAUUGUGACUUUGUCAAGCUUCGUCAAAUGUUGAUCCGAACACACAUGGAAGAGCUCAAGGAGUUUACCAGCGACAUUCUUUACGAGAACUACCGUACCGAAAAGUUGACGGCUAUGGGUAUCCAACAAGACCCCUCUGUAUUCAAGGAAGUCAACCCUGUGCAAAAGAUGGAGGAAGAGCGCACAGCUCACGAGCAAAAGUUGUCCAAGAUGGAAGCCGAGAUGAGAGCAGUAUUCCAAGCCAAGGUGCAAGAAAAGGAGCAAAAGUUGAAGCACUCCGAAGAAGAGCUUUAUGCUCGUCACAAGCAAAUGAAGGAAGCUCUCGAAAAGCAGCGUCUCGAGUUGGAGGAGAAGAAACGCCGUCUCGAGUCUGGUCGACCCAUCACCCCCGAGAAAGCUCCAAAGAAGAGAGGUUUCACCUUCAACAAGUAA